GGCGUUUCUAGUCUGCAUUGCGCAUUCACGAGACAGGGUUAUCGUGGCCACCUCGUCGUCGCGUUUUCGUUGUUGCCGUCGUUGUCAUUGCCGCGACCAUUAUUGUUAUCGCCGCCGAGUCAAAUUCGAUAGUGAUCUCGAUAAAGAGUUAUCGGCAGCAAAGAUAGAAAUCAUAAAACAUAGACUCAAACAAAAUCUAACGACAUUGUACAUCACAAACAGCAUCGCUUUUCAUUAAAACGUAUUAUAAGCGGAAUUUGCGGACUCAUCUUAAUAUCAUGUGGGGUAAAGCAAAUAUGACUGCUGUAAUUUUUCUUUUCGGAUGGUUUUGCGUCUUCACUUAUGCAGAAGCGAGCAAUGCUGAGGUAUCAUCGGCCGAUGCAGAAACAGAAACAAUUCUUGAGCGAGCAGCCACGUGGUUAUGGAGUCAACAGGAUAAAGACGGUGGUUGGAGUAACGACACACAUCGAGUAUUAUUAGUUCUUCGUCUAACCAAUCUCUCCCGUGAUGAUAAUGUUGUUCCGCCCGCGCCGCUUGAAUUACAACUCAUUGCUAAACAGAUGGAAUUGGAAAUCGUACUUUUGCUCUGGAGACAUCGAGAAGUUGGUUUUUCUCCGGUACAACUGGCACGCUAUACUCUGGCUUUAAAUGCAAUGUGCAUGGAUCCAAGACAAUUUCAUGGUCACGAUUUAAUCGGUACAUUGCAACAUCAUGAACCGCCGACCGAUUAUGAUUUUGCGCUGACUACACUCGCAGCAUGCAGUGCGCAAGCACAUGUGCGCAAACGACAAAUGCGUCGUCUUUUAGAUAUUGCUAAUGCCGCACGUGAUCAUAACAUCGAUACUAUUGCGAUGUUGAUCUUGGCACUACGAUGUAUCGUUCAGGAUCACCGGCAUCGCAAUCUUCAUCAUAUCGUUCGUAAACCAUCAAUGGAACUAGCGCGACAACAAAGACAUGAUGGCAGUUUUGGCGAUCUACGUAAUACUGUAUUGGUAAUGCAAGCAUUAGAAGAAGUCGAAAAUGAACCGGCAGAUAACUGGAACAGAUCUGCGGCAUUAGCCUGGCUAAUCAAUCAGCAACGACCAGAUGGUUCUUUUCAUGGCAAUGUCCAUGCCACUGCCGAGGCAAUGUUAGGAAUUGCGCCGCGUGGAUUGGCCAGCAUCCGAGCUCUUGAUUGUGGACAGAGUUUAUCGGAUUCGCCUCCUCAUCUAACUACAAGCAACAAUAUUGGGACAUCUGAUAAUCACAGUGUGACCUCUAUGCCAUUAGAAACGUCGGCAAAUAACACAAGCAAUGUAGAUAUCACGUUAAUCACGAGCACCAUGGUGCCGAUGCUUGUAAACGUAUCAUACACCUUGUGGGUCGGCAGCAAUGUAAAUGAAACAUAUAAUUUGACAGUGACUGUACCCAAAAACGAAACUUUCUACAGUGUCAUGCUGUUGGCGGCAAGCAUGUCUUCUCAUUUUCAAUUUACUGCGUCUGAAUGGCCUAACGGUCAUUAUGUUCAUACGUUGGCUGGCUACAAAGAGGAACCGAUGUCCUAUCAUUACUGGUUACUUUACAGAUUGCGCUGUCCACCAGAACCAUCUUCACCACCUGGAAAUCAUUUGGUUGCACCAGGAGGUGUUGAUAACUUGCGGAUUAGCGAAGGAGAACAUUAUCUCUUUUGGUAUAAGAAGCUAUGAAAUGUGUAACGAGAAAAACAUGGACAACAUGAUAUUAAAAUGUAAUAAAGGAGGAUAAUAUAAAAGAAAGAAUAAAUAUUUCAAAGAAUAAUGUAAA
Messenger RNA from Monomorium pharaonis (pharaoh ant), 1782 nucleotides. RefSeq lists its product as uncharacterized. The transcript is spliced from 7 exons. Gene Ontology annotation, molecular function: catalytic activity; cobalamin binding. The record is from RefSeq and is a predicted model, not a curated record. The coding region runs from base 279 to 1685 and encodes 468 amino acids. NCBI's taxonomy places the organism in Eukaryota, Metazoa, Arthropoda, Insecta, Hymenoptera, Formicidae. Gene Ontology annotation, biological process: cobalamin transport.